AUGCUCGAGCUGCAUCGUAAACACGGCGACGUUGUGCGAACUGGACCAAACUCGCUGUCCUUUGCCACUCUGCAAGCAUACCAAGAUAUUCAUAGUCACGUCACCAAGGGCAAGAAGCGGUUUCUGAAGACCGAAUUAUACGACAAUGGUGACCCCGAUCGCAUAGUAGGAGUGCAAAAUCCGGUGAUCCAUAGCCAGAUGAGAAGAGUCCUGUCCCACGGUUUCAGUGCCAAGGCUCUCCGCGACCAGGAAGACAUCGUCCACAAGUAUCUCGACGACUUCCUGCGCCAGCUCGGUCGACUUGGCGAGGAGGGUCGGAAACCGAUCGACAUGUCAGAGGCUUACAAUUGGGCCACGUUUGACAUCAUCGGCGACCUCUCCUUCGGUGAAUCCUUCGACGCAGUAGCCCAAGGCCGCUCGCACUACUGGAUCUCACUCCUCGUAGAGGGAAGCUUUUACUCCUUGCUCUUCAGCCUCAAGAGACGCUUGCCUUGGAUCAGACUCGUCCUCCCCUUUCUCCUGCCCAAGGGCAUGGCCGAAAAAUCAGAGAAACGCCGAGAGCUUAGCCGACACAAGUCCCAGCGCCGCAUCGAGCUCAGCAACAGCAUGAGCCGCGACGACUUCUUCGCGCACAUGCUGGCAAAGGGAAACAUGACCGAGGGCGAGCUAGCCAGCCAAGCUACCACUUUGAUUGUGGCUGGAUCAGAGACGACGGCCACCUUCCUCACGGGCGUGACUUGGUACCCCCUUAAGAACCCCGACUGCCUCUCCCGGCUACGAGCUGAAGUCGACAGCGCUUUUACCUCCAUAGACCAAAUCACGGGCGACUCCGUCGCGCAUCUCGAGUACCUUCACGGCGUCAUCGAAGAAGGUCUUCGCAUCUUCCCGCCCGUCGUCUUCGGACUGCCGCGUUAUUCACCCGGUGCCGUCAUAGACGGCCAUUAUAUCCCCGCCGGGGUCACGGUGGCGACCGAGAACUACUGCAUGGCGUACGAUACCCGGUACUGGCACAACCCCGAAUCAUUCCGGCCCGAGCGGUGGAUCGGUGAAGGGUUGGGUGAUGAGAAAAAGGCCAGUCAACCUUUUUCGAUGGGUCCGAGAGCUUGCUUGGGGAUCAAUCUGGCGUAUUUGGAGAUGCGGCUUAUACUGGCUAAGAUUGUGUUUUCGUAUGAUCUCGAGUUGGUUUCGCGAGAGAUCGAAGAUUGGAACCAGGCUUGUCAGUUGUGGUUGCUGUGGAAGAAGCCAGAGUUAUUGGUCAAGUUCCAUCCUCGGAACAGAGAUCACGUGGCGACGGUCGAGAGUUGUACAUAG
Pseudomassariella vexata is the source of this 1311-nucleotide messenger RNA. RefSeq names its product cytochrome P450. Lineage: Eukaryota; Fungi; Ascomycota; Sordariomycetes; Amphisphaeriales; Pseudomassariaceae. Bases 1 to 1311 code for a protein of 436 amino acids. Gene Ontology annotation, molecular function: heme binding; monooxygenase activity; iron ion binding. The record is from RefSeq and is a predicted model, not a curated record. The transcript is spliced from 3 exons.